CCGAUCUCCAGCCACAAAUCCAAAAAAAUCCACCUCAAGGCUCAAGCAAUCACUCCAGUCGCAAGCGGCAAGCCACAAUCACCACACUGUCGCCAUGGAGCUCUCCACAACCUCAUCUUCUCUCUUCCUCAUCCUCCUCCUCCCUUUUCUGCCCCUCCUGUACUUCCUCUACCUGCACCAGGAUCCCAAGAAGAAGGCUCACACCCAUGGGCUCAAGUCCUACCCUGUGGUCGGCACGCUGCCGCACUUCAUCAAGAACAAGGACCGCUUCCUCGAGUGGUCGACCGCCGUCAUGACGCGCAGCCCCACGCACACCAUAGCGUUCAAGGAGCUCGGCCUCACCGGUGGCGUCAUCACCGCCAACCCAGACAACGUCGAGCAUAUCCUCAAGACUAACUUUGAUAACUACCCCAAGGGCGAGCUCGCCGUGUCCAUGCUCGAGGACUUCCUUGGCCACGGCAUCUUCAAUUCCGACGGGGAGCAGUGGCUAUGGCAGCGCAAGGCCGCCAGUUACGAGUUCAACAAGCGCUCGCUGAGGAACUUCGUGGUGGACGCCGUCCGGUUCGAGGUCGUCGACAGGCUACUGCCGCUGCUGGAGCGUGCGGGAAGCGACGGACGGACGCUGGACGUGCAGGACGUGCUCGAGCGCUUCGCGUUCGACAACAUCUGCCGCGUGGCCUUCGAUGAGGACCCGGCGUGCCUCACCGAGCAGAGCAUGGCGGCGCCCCAGAGCGCGGAGUUCAUGCGCGCGUUCAACGACGCGCAGAACGCCACCUUGUCCCGGUUCAACUCGCCGGCCAAGUCGCUGUGGCGCGUCAAGAAGCUCUUCAACAUGGAGCCCGAGAAGCGGAUGCGGGAGGCGAUCGCCACGAUCCACGGCUACGCGGAGCGGAUCGUCCGGGAGCGCAGGGAGAGGAGGGAGGCCGGGCUGGCACGCAGCGACGACUUCCUGUCUCGCUUCGCCGCGGGCGGCGAGCACAGCGACGAGAGCCUCCGGGACGUGGUCACCAACUUCAUCCUCGCUGGGCGCGACACGACGUCGUCGGCGCUGACCUGGUUCUUCUGGCUGCUUUCCGGCCGGCCCGACGUGCAGGACAAGAUCGUCCGCGAGGUCCGCUCAGUCAGGCAGUCGUCGGGCAGCGGGGGAACGGGCGGCGCGGCCGCGGCGACGUUCAGCUUCGACGAGCUGAGGGACAUGCAGUACCUCCACGCGGCCAUCACCGAGUCGAUGCGCCUGUACCCGCCGGUACCCUUCGACACGCACAGCUGCAAGGAGGAGGAGUUCCUGCCGGACGGCACGUUCGUGGGGAAAGGGUGGCUGGUGACCUACUGCGCGUACGCGAUGGGGCGGGUGGAGGACGUGUGGGGCGCGGACUGCGAGGAGUUCCGGCCGGAGCGGUGGCUGGACGAGGCGGGCGCGUUCCGGCCGGAGAACCCUUUCAAGUACCCGGUGUUCCACGCGGGCCCUCGGAUGUGCCUCGGCAAGGAGAUGGCCUACAUACAGAUGAAGUCCAUCGUGGCGUGCGUGCUCGAGAGGUUCAGCCUCCGGUACGCGCGCGACGGCGGGGCGCACCCGGGGUUCAUCGUCUCGAUUACGCUGCGGAUGGAGGGCGGUUUGCCGAUGAAAGUGGCCAUCAGGGAGUAACCUUACCAGACCAAGCCUGCUGAGAGAUUAGCUGGAGCUGUCGACUUCAUCGCUUACUUUUGUAGUACUGUCGUUUGGUUCUCGCUUGAUACGGAAAAUAAAACGGAACUGGUGUUCGGGUAUUUUCUGAAUGGCGAAUGGUCCACACGGCCCUCACGUGUCGCCUGUCCGAGCGGGACCGCGGGUGGAGGGGAAGCAUGGUUGUUGUCGAUGUGUCCCCAUCCCGAGGGGCGUCCAUAAUGAGCAAAUUUCACCCUCUAAUAUGAUUCACGUUAUAUGUUAUUAUAUAGUGUUAUUCAGUGUUAUUAUAGACACUAAUAUAUGAGUCGUUAUUUUUAAAGAGUCACGAGCCAGUGACGAUAAUUGUAAUGACAUUGACAUUACGACAGAUAUUAUGAUAGAGGAUAUAAAUCUCCUUCAAUCACUCUCGCGGCUCUCAUACACGUAGCAUCCGAUGUCUCGUAUCCAUC
This is a messenger RNA of Oryza brachyantha (malo sina), 2115 nucleotides long. Its product is annotated as cytochrome P450 94B3-like. Gene Ontology annotation, molecular function: monooxygenase activity; heme binding; oxidoreductase activity, acting on paired donors, with incorporation or reduction of molecular oxygen. The record is from RefSeq and is a predicted model, not a curated record. Lineage: Eukaryota; Viridiplantae; Streptophyta; Magnoliopsida; Poales; Poaceae. Bases 95 to 1645 code for a protein of 516 amino acids. The transcript has a single exon.